AUGGCGAGACGGGAAUGUCGCCCAAUGCUUCUCCUGCCCAUCAUUCCCAGUGGGAAUGGUGCAGGCUGGUACUCUAAUGUGCUUCCUGACAACAUGAUGGAAGGGUACAAUAGCACAUUCCCAGAUCCUUGGCAGAAAUUGGGUGGAUCAAGCUCUGAGAGAUCACCGUGUGUUUUGGGAGUUUUCCCUAUCAUUUACUACAGUGUUCUGCUCUGUCUGGGUUUACCUGUAAAUAUCCUGAAUGUGAUUGUUCUCUCGCGUCUAGCCAUCAAGACACAGAAAUCUUCUUAUUGCUACCUCCUAGCCCUCUCGGCUUCAGACAUCCUCACUCAGUUUUUCAUCAUAUUUGUCGGCUUCAUACUGGAGACAGCCAUUCUCCACCGAGAGAUCCCUGCUACAAUGGUGCACACGGUCAGCAUCCUGGAGUUUGCAGCCAAUCACGCCUCCAUCUGGAUUACAGUGCCAAUGACAAUUGACCGUUAUUAUGCUCUGUGCCACCCGCUGAAAUAUCGCACGGUGUCAUAUCCUGAACGCACCCAUAAAAUAAUAGCAACCGUCUUUGUAAUGUCUUUAGUCACAGGUGUCCCAUUUUACUGGUGGUCUGAUCUUUGGCGAGUCAGUAACCAACCCACCAUUUUGGACCAAGCACUAAUAUGGACGCACUGUUUCAUCAUAUACUUUAUUCCAUGCACAGUAUUUUUGAUUGUCAACUCAAUGAUCAUCUACAAACUCAAAAAGAAGAAAGCACUGACAAUUCGUUCAGGAAAAACCACAGCUAUUCUCCUGGCAGUUACAACAGUCUUUCUUAUCCUUUGGGCUCCUCGGACCGUAGUCAUUAUAUACCAUCUGUAUGUUUCAUCAGUUAACAAGAACUGGAAGGUUCACCUGAUGUUCGAUUUGGCCAACAUGCUGGCACUGAUGAGCACUGCAGUCAACUUCUUUCUGUACUGCUUUGUGAGCACGAGAUUUCGCAUGACAGUGAAGGAAGUCAUCCACUCCUUUUGCAAACAGUGA
Molecule: messenger RNA, 1014 nt
Organism: Carcharodon carcharias (great white shark)
Lineage: Eukaryota; Metazoa; Chordata; Chondrichthyes; Lamniformes; Lamnidae
Gene: gpr142
Product: G protein-coupled receptor 142
Exons: 3
Coding region: 1-1014 (337 amino acids)
Biological process (GO): G protein-coupled receptor signaling pathway
Cellular component (GO): membrane
Molecular function (GO): G protein-coupled receptor activity
Source: RefSeq, a predicted model, not a curated record